This is a messenger RNA of Galleria mellonella (greater wax moth), 1307 nucleotides long. RefSeq names its product delta-aminolevulinic acid dehydratase. Bases 146 to 1144 code for a protein of 332 amino acids. The transcript is spliced from 8 exons. Gene Ontology annotation, molecular function: porphobilinogen synthase activity; zinc ion binding. The record is from RefSeq and is a predicted model, not a curated record. Gene Ontology annotation, cellular component: cytosol. NCBI's taxonomy places the organism in Eukaryota, Metazoa, Arthropoda, Insecta, Lepidoptera, Pyralidae. Gene Ontology annotation, biological process: heme biosynthetic process.
GAUAUUUGUAUUGUAGAGUAUAUUUCACCCGCAAGUUCUUACACCAUACUAUUUUAAAUUCUGAAGAAACUUUAUUUAUUAAUUAAAACUCUAAUAAAUUAAUUAUUGUCAUAUUUCUGUAUUAUAUUAUAUAACGAAUAUAAAUAUGAGUCUUUUCUUGAAGCCAGAGCAUAUACUCCAAGGGGGUUACUUUAAUGCAACAUUGCGAAAACUUCAGGAACCUAACACUAGUAUUGAACCUCAUAAUAUUAUGUACCCCGUGUUCUUGCUAGAAGAAGAAGAUGCAAUACAGGCUGUGACUAGCAUGCCAAAUGUGUACAGAUAUGGUAUCAACAGGCUAAUUCCUGCCCUUGAAGAGUUGGUGAGAAAAGGCCUCAAGUCUAUUCUCAUUUUCGGGAUUGUUACUGCCUUGCCAAAGGGACCAGAAGGCAAAAGUGCAGAUUCCCCUGAAAACCCAGUAGUCAAAGCCUUGCCAAAGAUUCGUGCAGCAUUCCCUGAUCUACUGAUUGCAUGUGAUGUCUGUCUCUGUCCAUACACAUCCCAUGGACACUGUGGCGUGUUAACAGACAGUGGUGCUAUUGACCAUGCUGCUUCUGUAAAGAGGAUAGCAGAAGUUGCUCUUGCUUAUGCUAAAGCAGGUGCCCAUGUGGUAGCCCCGUCGGACAUGAUGGAUAACAGGAUCAAGGCAAUAAAGGACGCGCUAGUUGCCAACAGGCUGGAGAAUCAGGUGUCAGUGCUGUCGUACUCGUGCAAGUUCGCGUCGUCAAUGUACGGCCCGUUCCGUGACACGAUGAAGAGCUCGCCGAUGGAAGGCGACCGCAAGUGCUACCAGCUGCCGCCGGGCAGUGCUCACCUCGCCGCCAGGGCCGCGGCUCGCGACGUUGCAGAGGGUGCUGACUUCUUGAUGGUGAAGCCUGGCCUUCCCUAUUUGGAUAUCGUCCGGCAGACAAAGGACCAAUUCCCCCACCAUCCGCUAUUCAUAUAUCAAGUGUCCGGCGAAUACGCGAUGCUAUCGCGCUCUAACGACAGCGGAGAGCUCGAGACGACACUAAUGGAAGUACUUAAAUGCAUGAGGAGAGCUGGAGCAGACUGCAUCAUUACUUACUUUGCUCCACUGGUUCUUAGCAUAAUAUCAAAAAAUUAAUCAGAGAUAUUGUUUGUUAAUGAAUUAUAUAUAUAUAUAUAUAUAUAUACACUGGUUUAGAUGGCUAUAUUGUAAAAACUAUUGUUUUGCUCAAUAAUUUUAGUAGUUAUGAGUACAUAGACUGUUGUAAUGUUUUUAUAAUAAAAUAUUAUUUUGGUUUAUA